AUGUGUCGCUUCGCAUUUGAUAAGAUUCUGUGGGGAUGGUGGCAAAACAGAGAUAUCAAUAUCUCCCGUCUGAACCAACGGGGCCACGACCUUCUCACAGUUGCCGCCAUAGGGGGUAGUGUGCCGAUAUGCCAGCACUUGAUCGCCAAGGGUGUCGAUGUCAACUUCCGGAUAGCCACUGAGGGAGAUAACAUUGACUACGAAAGUGCUUUUGUUGCAGCAGCACAUAAAGGACGAACUGCAGCCGUCCGCUGUUUAGUGGAAUCCGCAGCCGACGUGAAUAUGUCAUACUCCUAUGUCGUGGUGAUUAUGGAAGUGCCCUUGCGGCCGCAGCCUCCCGCAACUUAUCGGAUAUUGUGAGAACACUGAUGGAUGCAGGGGCCGAUGCCAACAUGCCACUACAAUCCGGAAAGUACACCAAUGCCUUUGAAG
Molecule: messenger RNA, 432 nt
Organism: Aspergillus neoniger CBS 115656
Lineage: Eukaryota; Fungi; Ascomycota; Eurotiomycetes; Eurotiales; Aspergillaceae
Exons: 1
Coding region: 1-360 (119 amino acids)
Molecular function (GO): protein binding
Source: RefSeq, a predicted model, not a curated record